This is a messenger RNA of Callithrix jacchus (white-tufted-ear marmoset), 2301 nucleotides long. RefSeq names its product ETS variant transcription factor 3 like (gene ETV3L). Lineage: Eukaryota; Metazoa; Chordata; Mammalia; Primates; Cebidae. Gene Ontology annotation, molecular function: DNA-binding transcription factor activity, RNA polymerase II-specific; sequence-specific DNA binding. The record is from RefSeq and is a predicted model, not a curated record. Gene Ontology annotation, cellular component: nucleus. Gene Ontology annotation, biological process: regulation of transcription by RNA polymerase II; cell differentiation.
GCGGAGGCAGAAGAAUUGCUUGAACCCAGGAGGUGAAGGUUGCAGUGAGCAGAGAUCACACCGCUGUGCUUCAGCCUGGGCAACAGAGCAAGACUCUGUCACACACACACACAAAAUCUGCUCUUCUCAAAUGUGAAAGUGUUUGAAAUACUGUAAUGGCACAGGUAUGUAUAUAUGCCACCUCCUUCCCACUCAAGAUUUAGAAUGAGCCCAUGAUUAAUUACAUUUUCUUUUGUCUUCUCUUGGGAAAAACUUCAAUCCUGUUAAGCCCUAAGAAGAGCUCUCAUUCUCUGUCUAAAUCCCCCAGCAGGGGCAGGAUACGGGACCCUUUGCAUUUCUCUCCAUCUGUAUAAGUGGCUCAGCCCCAAGCCCUGAGUCUGACAGCCCUGGGCAGCCAGGAGGUCCCCAUAGGAAGCUGGGCCCUGUCUGGGGAUGGGGAAGCUUCCUGCCUCAGAUUCCCUUUUCUCACCUUCACUGGCAACCUCUUGUCCCUUCCCUUUUCUCUCUCUACUGACCCUCUCCCUUCCCUCCUUUCCCUCCCUUGUUCCUUCCUCUUUCACUGUCCUUCCCUCUGUCUCCUUCCUUCCCUUCUUCUUAAGUGGUGGCCGUAUUUCCCCAAGGCCGAGACACAGCGCCUCUCACCGGAGUGGACCAUGCACUGCAGCUGCUUGGCUGAGGGUGUCCCGGCCACCCCCAGCAGCUGGAUCUCAGGCUUGGCCUUCCCUGACUGGGCCUACAAAGCCGAGUCAUCCCCAGGCUCCCGGCAGAUCCAGCUGUGGCACUUCAUCCUGGAGCUGCUGCAGAAGGAAGAGUUCCGCCAUGUCAUCGCCUGGCAGCAGGGGGAGUACGGGGAAUUUGUCAUCAAGGAUCCAGAUGAGGUGGCCCGCCUCUGGGGCCUCAGGAAAUGCAAACCACAGAUGAAUUAUGACAAGCUGAGCCGUGCCCUCAGAUAUUACUACAAUAAGAGGAUCCUGCAUAAGACCAAAGGCAAAAGGUUCACGUACAAGUUCAACUUCAGCAAGCUCAUAGUAGUCAACUAUCCUCUGUGGGAAGUGCGGGCACCGCCGUCCCCCCACUUGCUGCUGGGGGCCCCUGCCCUGUGUCGGCCCGCGCUGCUGCCUAUGGGUGUGCAGAGUGAGCUCCUGCACAGCAUGCUGUUCACGCAUCGGGCCAUGGUGGAGCAGCUGGUGGGACAGCAGACCCUCCGGGGGUCUCCAGAGGCCUCUGCGGAUAAGAAGGGGAGCAGCAGCAGCGUCCGACUUGGCUCCACCCCAGGCCCCUGCCAGCUGGGCCCUUGCUGCCAUUUGGGGAGCGUCCAAGCCGAGCUGCCUGGAGUUGCUUCCUUCACCCCUCCCCUCCUGCCCCCUCUCGCCUCCGACUGGACCUGCCUCUCGGGGCCCUUCUUGCCUCCUCUUCCAUCAGAGCAGCAGCUCCCAGGGGUCUUCAAGCCAGGCACCCUGCUCCCAGGACCUAGGAGCCUCCCAGGGACCUGGUAUUUUCCAGGACGUCCUCUCUUGGCCGGGCUGAGACAGGGUGUGGGUGAGAGGCUUCAGCCCUUGUCCCUCAGGCCCGAGGGGCUGGAGGUAAAGCCUGCUCCCAUGAUGGGGGCAAAGGGGUGCCUGGAUCCCAGGGAGGGCUUCUGUCCAGAGACCCGCAGACUCAAAACUAGGGAGGAAAACCUCACCUCCCCCAAUCUGGAGAACCUCAAAGCAGUGUGGCCCUUGGAUCCUCCUUAAUUGGAGAGGAAGGUGGGAAGUUGGAGGGUUCUCCAAAGUCAGUCUCUGGGUUAGUACCUUCCCCUGGCUGGACGUGGGCUGGAAUUGCAGGAUUUGAAGGGGUGGAGUUGGACCCAAGGUGAGGAGCAUUGCAGGGAAGGUGUGAUGUGGCCAAGACAGGGUGCCCCUCCUCUCCCACCUCAUUGCUAAUCAGACUAAGGGGACCUUCCUAAUCUCGACUUUUCUUCAGGGAGAUGAGAAUAAGGUUUCUGUAAUUUCCAUCCUGCCCACUAAGGGGGAAAACUAAGGGUGUCGCCUGGGGAGAGGACGGGGUGGUUGUGUUCUCCGAGUCUUCUCCAGGGCCCAUCUCCCCAGUCUGGGCUCAGGUCUCCAGCCCCUUUCUCACCUGUCCUUGCCACUUCUCUCCCAUCCCUCUGAUCGCUGAGACCCUGGAAACCUCCGUCCCACACAGGCACUUCCUCCUCUCUCCAUUUCCCCAGGACCCAGGCAGGUGGGGAAGGGAGACACCGGCCUUCUCUGCUCUGUAAUUCUCCACUGUGACCAUGAAUAAAAUGCCCCUGCAAAC